UGACACCCAUUUGCCGGUGGCGCGCCUUUGGGCCCAUGGCCAUGGCGCACAUGCUUGGAUGGGCCGGCCCGUCGCUCCACGCCUCGGAUCACCACUGUCUUCGCCCGCGGCGGCGCACGCCGCCGCCGGAGCCCCUGCCCCCUCUCGGGCGGCGCGGCGGGGACCGGGGCUCACCGCGGCCAUGCGCUGUUCUUGCUAUCCCUCUCGUCAGUUUGUGCCCUCACCCUGAUGAUUUCCGUUUCACUAGCCUUGCACUUCUUGUCUUCUUCCACUCAACAGGUUGGCGCUAGGUUUUGCCGAUUGGGGAUGAACUCGUGACGAAAUUGCAAUGUGGGGCUCUCUCUCGGUAAUGGAUUGGAGAAGUGAUGAACGGCGAGCUUAAACUUAUGGCUUCCUAUGUGAGCAAGCUUAAGUUCAUCUUGCAAAAAGAUCAGCAGCAGGAGCCCCAUACUGCGAACCUUCUAGUCCUACUUGGGAGUAGCAAUCAGGACAAAAGAAAUGGCCUCUCACAGGGAGAAAACAGAAUGGACACUUGUACCAGAAAGAAGCCAAGAAGAUACCAACUCCUCACCAUGCAACAAAAAGAAACGCUUAAUCGUGCAUUUCAAUCAUGUCCGAACCCUGAUAGAAAUGACUUGAAGAAGUUGGCCAAGGAACUAAACAUGACUGAGACCCAAAUCAAAUAUUGGUUCCAGAACUGCAGGACAAAGAUGAAGAAAUUCAAGAACAAUGAGGAGCGCAAACUACUGCAGAAGGAGAAUGAGGAGCUAAAGAAGGAGAAUGCAGAGUUGAGAAAUAGGAUGAAGAACUCAACAUGCCGCGCUUGUGACCUCCCUUUGUUCCAUAUAGAUUGCCGUCAUUGGGAGAAUCCAAUGCUCAACAAGGGUAAUCAUGGCGUUACAAGUAAUCUCAUUCCUCAGGCAGUGUCAUCCUUGCUCCCCAGCUCAAGUGGUUUUGUAGCUUCAGGCUCCAAUCUUAGUAGCAAUGCUGUGCUCAUGCCCGUAUCUGCCAUGCCAUCAUCAGUUUUGCAGCCUGCUCCAGCCGUCUCUGGUGCCAAUUUUCCCAUCUUGCACAAUCUAUCUGCCAAUGCAAAUGAUGGCUAUACGGAAAAAAACGUACUUCUUGAUCUGGCGAACCGUGCAAUGGAAGAGUUCUUUAGUCUAAUGAAGGAGAAUGAGUCUCUUCUUGUCAAAAAAAAGGAGAAUGGGCCUCUCUGGCUCCCACACAUGGAUAUUCUGGGAGUCGAAUCACUUAACUACCAGGAAUACCUUGCAAAAUCCAGGACGAUUGGACAAAAACCUGUUGACUUCAAAGUGGUCGUCACCAGGGACACUGCCAUUGUCAAUGGUAGCUGUGUUGACCUCGUCAAAAGCCUUUUGGAUGCUAACCGCUGGAGAGAGUUGUUUCCAGGCAUCGUGGCAAGUGCAAACACCACCAAGAUCAUCUCUACUGGGCCCUCUAACUUGCACGACGGGUUGCUUCAAUUGAUGCGUGCAGAGCUCCAGGUAAUGUCACCUGAAGUCCCAGUUUGCGAUGUGACAUUCUUGAGGCAGAGUGUGCAGUUUGGAAGUGGACUGUGGUGUGUGGUUGAUGUGUCUAUUGAUACCAUCCUUCCUGGAGAGAGUAAAACAGCUCAGUCCAGUGUGCAGACCAGCAGUACAGCUGCCAGACGCAUGGAAGUCAGGCUGUUGCCAUCAGGCUGUGUUAUUGAAGAAAUGGAGAAUGGCUAUUCCAAGGUGACCUGGAUGGUGCAUGCAGCUUAUGAUGAGAGAGCAGUGCCAGUGCUUUAUCAUUCACUUCUCCGCUCUGCAAAAGCCCUUGGUGCGUGCCGCUGGGUAGCAUCACUCCAGAGACACAGCCAGUUCCUUUCCGGCCUGCACAAAUACAUCUUUUGUCCUGACAGCACAAUGACAGAAGUGGUGAUGCGAAGAAAAGUCCUGUACCUGGUGAAGCAGAUGACGAGCAGCUUCACAGGCCUAUUUGCGUCGAUGUCUAAGGCCACGCUGCAAGAUGGUGAUGAUACUCACUUCGCGCAUCAGAUAGUUGGUGGUGCAACAGGUGAACCUGCCGGACUGCUGCUGAGCGCCACCACAACCAUAUGGCUCCCCGGCGUGAACCCGAGGCACGUGUAUGACCACCUGCGUGAUGAGCAGUGCCAUGGUGAAUGGCGCUGCCUCCUCGGUGAGCAGCUGCAUCAGGGCAAUGCCUUGCCGUAUGGUGCCCCCCUGAAUGGUGAGACCGUGCCAGAGUUCUAUCGCAUGGUGAACGGGCUGCAUGAAGGGCAUGCUAUCUCCCUGAUCAGCCCCAGAGAAAUGGGUGGUAACAUAAGCAACACUCUGCUCCUGCAAGAGGCAAGAACUGAUCUUUCUGGCUCCCUCAUAGUUUACGCCAGGACAGAUGUGAACACCGUGCAUUCCAUCAUGAACAGUGGCCUCAACCCUGCCACCGUCUUCCUCGUAUCCUCUGGAUGUGCCAUUCUUCCUGAUUGCCUGGAAUCAUUCCCUCUACACCCAGCUGCAACUGCAGAUCAGGCCGGCACCUCCAGUGCCGCUAUCGCUAGCAGGAGCGAAACCGGUGGGUCAUUCGUCACCGUCACUUACCAGAUGUUUUUCAGCAGCCAAGGUGGCGCAGCACCUGCCAGCUCAUCAAUUCAUCAAGGCCGUGAUGCGCUCAAGAAAGCCACCGACAUUUUCAAGGUGGUCCUCGACACUCUCACCGUGGCAUAGCGCAAUACCCCAGGGGUAGCAUUUGCAUGCGAAAGUGAAAUCCAGAUCGAGUUAAAUUUCAGUGUUUAAGACUAUGUUGUUUCUGUUGUUCAGGGGAUGGCUUUAUCUCUGAUAGACCCGUGGAUCAUGCUGUUUACCUUGUUUACCAUUUUCAGACUAUCGAUUUGAAAUGUUGAUCAGACAUUUAUAAUAAUUGGAACUUUGAGACAUCAA
Molecule: messenger RNA, 2939 nt
Organism: Oryza sativa Japonica Group (Japanese rice)
Lineage: Eukaryota; Viridiplantae; Streptophyta; Magnoliopsida; Poales; Poaceae
Product: homeobox-leucine zipper protein ROC6-like
Molecular function (GO): lipid binding; DNA binding
Source: RefSeq, a predicted model, not a curated record